CGCGCGCUUGCUUCAUUUUGUCCCCUUUGAUCCUCUCUGAGCGAGUCGUCUCUCUCCUGCGCACUCUCUCACUAACACCUACACAGCAAUGGGACAGACAGUGGAUAAUAACAAACGAUGAUAUGUUGUGCUUUUGAUGACUUUUUGUAACUUAUCACAUCCAACACUACAAUGCUGCCACUGCUGGUCCUCCUAAUCCUCACGAGUGCUGCUGGUCAGAGUCAGAGUCAGACGAGCACCGAAACGAGCUCCUAUCCACCCAAGGAGCUUAUGACCUCAAUGGCUGAUCGAAUGGAGCUGCUCCUGCUGGACAGGGAGCUGAUCUCAAACCUAGUGCAAUAUGCUGAAGAGUUGCAGGAAAAAGUCGACGUGCUGCAGAGAUGUGCAAAGGCGAUGCAAAUACCUCUGGAGGAUUCGAAGGGCAGGGAGGAGGAGUACCUAUCGAAUCCGCUGCACAGUUUCCAACUCAUCCGACACAUGCAUGAGGACUGGCGGCAUUUGGAGAAGUUCAUGCGACAGCCUGUGGGGCAGGAUCAGAUUAAUAUCCUCAAAAACAAGGCAACGAAAUUUCCUUCAGUAGAAGAGACUGAGGAAGCCACGGAGGCUAUUUAUCGGAUUAUUCUCACCUAUAAUGUGGAGCCAGCGGAUCUUGUCCAGGGGCUAAUCGAUGGCGUGCAGUACAAUAGUAGCAUUUCAGCCAUUGACUGCCUCUCUCUGGGAACCCUAUUCUUCCAGUGGGGGGAGUACGAAAAUGCCCACGAAUGGCUUCACUACAUCUUCGAUCUGGUAAAUCCAGAGUAUUAUUCGGUCUACGAUGUGCUGGGAUUGGCCUCAAGGGAAGUCUUCAUGCUCCUGGCCCGCUGCCUCGUGGAGAUGGACAUGGAGAAGGACGCUCGAACGACACUGAUGGGCCACCCAGCUCUGGCGGAGCACUCGGAGCGUCUGCUCACCCUCUACAGAAACACGAGACACGUCCCUGUUUCGUGGGAACUGAUGCCCUUUCUUCCCGAGGAAUUCAAUCAGAUCUGCCGCUCCUCGCACCAAAAUAAACCCUCGCGUCUGCACUGUCGCUACAAUACCACAACCACUCCCUUCCUGCGCCUGGGCCCCCUACGGAUGGAGGAGCUCUCGCUGGAUCCUUAUAUCGUGGUCUACCACAAUGUUCUCUCCGACGCGGAAAUAGCCGAAGUGGAGAGAGUUACUGAGCCGCUUCUGAAACGCAGUGUCGUGUUUGAUGGAAAGGGAAAUAAGAUGUCCACCAGCAAGAGGCGCACAGCCCUGGGCGCCUGGCUCCCCGACGAUAAUAUGGACGUCUCGGGCCGGGCAGUGAUACAACGUAUCUUCAGGCGCAUACACGACCUAACCGGCUUAAUAAUGAACGAUCGUCAGGACAUGCAGCUGAUAAAAUACGGCUACGGUGGCCACUACGAUAUCCACUUCGACUACUUUAAUACCUCCUCUCUGAACAAGGCCAGAGGCGACCGCAUGGCCACUGUCCUCUUCUACCUGAACGAUGUGAAACACGGCGGCUCCACUGCCUUUACUGAUCUACAGCUUAAGGUCCCCUCGGAGCGGGGCAAGGUCCUCUUUUGGUACAAUAUGCGGGGGGAGACACACGAUCUGGACAGUCGAACCCUUCACGGUGCCUGCCCCGUCAUCGAUGGCACCAAAACAAUCCUUUCCUGCUGGAUACACGAGCUGGAUCAAAUGUUUAUCCAGCCCACCUAUCGGCCAGGGAAUAGGCACUCAUAGAGCAUCAAGAUGUGGUAUAUUAAAUUUUUGCCAUAGCCAGAAGGAAGAAUUUUCCAGAAAGGGGUGGCGAUACUCUGUUGGGGUUUCCAUAGAUUACUUAGUUUCAUUCCUUUUUGAAAAAAAAAGUCGCAGCAGCCUGACCGAACUUGGAAAAUUCGGAAGAUUCCCAUAGUACUUCCUAAAAACCCAAAAUUCUCUGUAACAUUAUAUUAUAUUCACAAUAUAUCUUUAAGAUAAGUAGACUAUGGAAGAUUAGGAUAUACUCUGAUGAUGAUAGAAUUUACAGCAAUAUCCGGAGCUAUAUCCGGAAAAAGAAGCAUCGAAUAAAAGUGUGAAACAGCUGGAAAAAAGAAAUCUUUACUUGCAAUCGUUCCUGAAACGUUUUUAUUUUCCGUGAAAUGCGUGGAGGACAAUCGUUUUCUGAACGAACGCACUGAAUAUUACCUAAAGAGGAAGGAAUUCGUGAGACCCAGGGGAGCACCUCAAGUGCCCCAAGAAGCAGUCAAAGCAACCAUACGUAUGUGCAAAUGUAUAUGUCUUACGGCUUGGACCCCUGACGCUUGAAGUCAAUCUUCUCGGACUGCACCAGCGGCUUUAGUGGCUCAGCAAAGACGCGAAUCCCUUCGCCGAGACUCUCCUGAAGCGUGAGCCUGGGCACCACACGGAGUAUACAAUGAUCAUCUAAAAUGACUGGUAUACCCAGACGUUCAGACGUUGAUGAAGUCAGCUCCCAAAUUUAAUUAAAGUUACCUUCCCAAUGUUGGAGUUUGACUGUAGACUGCUCUUAUCAUGGAUUUAAUUGACAGUCAAUUGAUUUCGGUGUGUGGUGCCUCCACCUCGAGGAGCUUCACCAUUCCCGCCACCGAUGUGGAGUGGCUCUGUUCCCCUUCGACCUGACAUUGGACCUGUACCCAUCCCCAGUGUGCGAUCAGUGUGAAAAGCAGAAUCCUCCACUUCAUAGCUCGCUCUGUGGCGUCUUGCUCUGUCUGAGUGCCGGAGCCAACUGUCGCUUUCGGCGCCAAAGAUAAAUGCUUACCAUGAUUAUUAUUGCUAUUGGUAUUUCCAUUGCUAUUUCUGUUGCUCUGAUGUUGUGCUGUGUCUGUGGCCCACUGAUAAGCGGCGCGCAUUGAUAGCGACACGCACCGAUUUAAUUAAACCGAAGAGCACCGGCGCAGAGCCCCACCUGAGCGGACCGCAGACGUGACCGCAGAGCAGGCAGCGGGCAGAGAGUCACCACAGAACGUGCCGCUCGUGGGAGCGGAAGAGAUGCUUCUGAUCGAUGUUUGAUCGUUUGAUCGAUGACGGCGUAGGCCCUGAUGGAUCUACCGAAUAUAGAAAUAUAUCAAAAGCUAUAGUUCAGAUCAAGAGACACCGAGACACACAAAAAAAUCAAAGUUUUGGGAGACACAUUGGCUAAGUCUAUACAUUUCUCACCUUUAUGUUAUAUGUGUACAUCCAACUGUAUUCUUUAAUUGCAAUAUAUGAAAAGAGUAUCUG
This is a messenger RNA of Drosophila miranda, 3249 nucleotides long. Its product is annotated as prolyl 4-hydroxylase subunit alpha-2-like. The record is from RefSeq and is a predicted model, not a curated record. Gene Ontology annotation, cellular component: endoplasmic reticulum. Gene Ontology annotation, biological process: peptidyl-proline hydroxylation to 4-hydroxy-L-proline. The coding region runs from base 172 to 1752 and encodes 526 amino acids. The transcript has 8 exons. Lineage: Eukaryota; Metazoa; Arthropoda; Insecta; Diptera; Drosophilidae. Gene Ontology annotation, molecular function: protein binding; procollagen-proline 4-dioxygenase activity; iron ion binding.